CCGCUUUCACCAGCACGGCCGCUGCUUUCCCAAUGGAGAAAGGGAAACGAGACGAAUCUAGGACACCUCGAGAAAAACAGAGCGCAAUCUAGCGGCGCGACUCUGUCCCCGUCGGCGUCGCGACGCCGCCUCCGCUCCGACGCGCGCUCCCGCCAGAUGCCGCGGGGCCACCACCACCGCCGCGGCCGGCUCCUCCCGCUCGUGGCGGCGGCCGCCGCGCUCCUCCUCCUCGCGCUGCUCGUCCUCCUCCCGGCCGCGCCGCCCGCCGGGGGCCCCGCCUCGCUCCUGCGCGCGGCCGUCGCGGCGCACCCGUCGCCGGCCGCCUACGGGCGGCCCUGCGCCGACCACCUCGCCCUCUCCCUGCGCCGCCUCCGCGCCGCGCUGGCCUCGCUGGAGGCCGGCGACGUCCCCGCCGCGCUCCACCUCGCCUCCGCCUCGCUCCAGUGCCAGUACGACUGCUCACACCUCCUCUCGCUCCCCGCCUUCCGCUCCCACCCGCUCACGUCCCGCUUCCUCAAUUCCCUUGCCCCGCGAACCCUAACCGCUGCGCCUAAGCCUUCCUCCGCCGCCGCAUUCCCGGUGAGGAUCCGCCCGGACGCCACGGUCUGCAAGUCGAAUUCCGGGGCGAAGCCGUGCAGAUACUCGACCGUGCAAGCCGCUGUGGACGCGGCGCCGAACUACACCGCCGGGCACUUCGUCAUCGCCGUCGCUGCAGGUACAUACAAGGAAAAUGUCGUGAUUCCGUACGAGAAGACCAACAUUUUGCUGGUCGGGGAGGGCAGGGGGGCUACUGUGAUCACCGCAUCACGGAGCGUGGGGAUUGAUGGGCUUGGAACAUUCGACACCGCGACGGUGGCCGUGAUUGGUGAUGGCUUCCGCGCGAGGGAUAUAACCUUUGAGAACAAUGCGGGUGCUGGAGCUCAUCAGGCUGUGGCGUUCCGAUCGGACAGUGACCGGUCAGUGCUGGAGAAUGUAGAGUUCCGUGGGCACCAGGAUACGCUGUAUGCUCGCACGAUGCGGCAGUUGUAUCGCCGGUGCCAUAUCAUGGGGACAGUGGAUUUUAUUUUCGGGAAUGCUGCAGCGGUGUUUGAGGAAUGUGUGAUUAAGACUGUGCCGCGGGCAGAGGGAGUUCGGAAGACUGCACGAAAUGUGGUGGCAGCGAAUGGGCGGAUUGAUCCGGGGCAGACGACAGGGUUUGUGUUUCAGAACUGCACCGUGGAUGGGAACAAAGAGUUUCUGGAAUUGUUCCGAACAAAGCCACAGUCAUACAGACUGUAUUUGGGGCGGCCAUGGAAAGAGUAUGCCAGGACAUUGUAUGUCAGCUGUUAUCUGGGGACGGUUAUCAGGCCAGAGGGAUGGCUUCCCUGGCGAGGGGAUUUUGCAUUCAGGACACUAUAUUAUGGAGAGUUUGAUAGUCGAGGACCUGGUGCAAACCGCACGGCAAGGGUUGAGUGGAGCAAUCAGACACCAGAACAGCAUGUCAAACUCUAUUCACUGGAGAACUUUAUACAGGGCCAUCAAUGGAUCGCUUACUAACUACUGUAGAUCCUUCUUAGCACUUGAACAGCGCACUGAAUUUUCUGGAAUGGUAAAUACCUUCUGCCAUUCUUCUAAGAAUCUGGAGGCACCUGUGUUUCCUGCCUUCCUGGUAGAAAAUCCAAAUGGAUGUGGUUUGUUUUACCCAUUUGCCUACAUCUGAACCUUUUUGCAUACAUGUUUUAGUUUCAUUUUUUUAGCUUUAGUUGCCAUUAUGUAAUUACAUUGCCCUUUCCAUAGAUUAAAGACUGAAAAAUAGGCUGGCUACAGAAUGUGACGGAACUUCUGCUAGUAAAUUACUCUUGCCUUUGCA
Messenger RNA from Setaria italica (foxtail millet), 1849 nucleotides. RefSeq names its product probable pectinesterase/pectinesterase inhibitor 51. The record is from RefSeq and is a predicted model, not a curated record. The transcript has a single exon. The coding region runs from base 157 to 1536 and encodes 459 amino acids. Gene Ontology annotation, biological process: cell wall modification. Gene Ontology annotation, molecular function: pectinesterase activity; pectinesterase inhibitor activity. NCBI's taxonomy places the organism in Eukaryota, Viridiplantae, Streptophyta, Magnoliopsida, Poales, Poaceae.